Molecule: messenger RNA, 1199 nt
Organism: Malurus melanocephalus (red-backed fairy wren)
Lineage: Eukaryota; Metazoa; Chordata; Aves; Passeriformes; Maluridae
Gene: ZPR1
Product: ZPR1 zinc finger
Exons: 12
Cellular component (GO): cytoplasm; nucleus
Molecular function (GO): zinc ion binding
Source: RefSeq, a predicted model, not a curated record
GCGAUCAUUGCGUCAUCGCCCCGCGCCGCCACGUGACCCGCACCAUCAUGUCGGCGCUCGGGGCCGUGGAGGCGGCGGCGGGGCCCGGGCCGGGAGCGGGAGCGGGAGCGGGGCUGCCCCUGUUCCGGCCCCUCAGCGCUGAGGACGGCGAGCAGCAGCCGGCGGAGAUCGAGUCCCUGUGCAUGAACUGCUUCCGCAACGGAGUGACGCGGCUCCUGCUCACCAGGAUCCCCUUCUUCAAAGAGAUCAUCGUCAGCUCCUUCUGCUGCGACAGCUGCUCCUGGUCCAACACRGAGAUCCAGUCUGCAGGGAGGAUCCAGGAGCAGGGCGUGCGCUACACCCUGAGCAUCACCUCCCGCCAGGACAUGAACAGGGAGGUGGUGAAGACCGACUGUGCCUCAGCGCGAAUUCCAGAGCUGGACUUUGAGAUCCCUGCCUUCAGCCAGAAGGGAGUGCUCACCACCAUCGAGGGGAUAAUUGACAGAGCCGUGGCAGGCCUGGAGCAGGACCAGCCCGCCCGCAGGGUGACAGACGGGGAGGUGGCAAGAAAAAUAGACGAGUUCAUUGGUAAACUGAGGCUGCUGAAAGAAGUCAAUUCCCCUUUUACCUUUAUCCUCGAUGAUCCUUCUGGGAACAGCUUCGUGGAGAACCCCCGUGCCCCGCAGAGGGACGAGGCCCUGGUGGUCACUCACUACAGGAGGAGCCCCCAGCAGAGUGCCCUGCUGGGACUGGAGGGGGAGGAGGUGGAUGUGAAGCCGCCGGACGCUGCUGAGGACCUGAGGGACGAGGUGCUGCAGUUCAACACCAACUGCCCCGAGUGCAACGCCCCGGCCAGCACCAACAUGAAGUUAGUGCAAAUCCCACACUUUAAAGAAGUGAUUAUCAUGGCCACCAACUGUGAUUCCUGUGGGCACAGGACCAACGAGGUGAAAUCUGGAGGAGCGAUUGAACCGCGCGGCACCAGGAUCACCCUCCGGAUUACGGACCCUUCCGACAUGACCAGGGACAUCCUGAAGUCAGAGACGUGCAGUGUGGAGAUCCCCGAGCUGGAGUUCGAGCUGGGCAUGGGAGCGCUGGGGGGGAAGUUCACCACGCUGGAGGGGCUGCUGAAGGACAUCCGGGACCUGGUGGAGAAGAACCCCUUCACCCUUGGAGACAGCUCCAUGCCCAGCAGGACGGGCAAGCUGCAGGAGUUCCUG